UGAGUACUGAUGACCAAAUAUUAUCAGUUAUCGUGUCCGUAACCUAAGGGGAAACAAUAUUAAUAAUUAGUAAUUAGUAAAAUUGUAAUUUGUGAUUAUGAUUCGUAACUUAGGUAAUGUUUUUGGUGCGUAUCGACGCAUAAUACUGUGUCAACGUGAAAAGGCUGUAGCAGGGAUUCGAUUGAGCCAUGUAGUUUCGUACAGGGAAGUUCCAUUGAAGCAAUCUGCGAUGACUAAAGUUGGUGCUGAAAUGGUUGGUGCUGCAAUGUGGUGGUGGAUUUUAUGGCAUUUGUGGCACGAGUCUGAGCAUAUUACAGGUGAAUUUCCAUACCCUAGUACUUCUUCAUGGACUAAUUCUGAGUUGGGUAUACCCGCGGUGAAAGAAUAAAGAGCAGGACAUUCAUACUUCAAGAGUUUCGUUAAGUUAAAUAUUACAGUUUUGAUGGAAUGUAAAAUGAAAAAUGUAUACAACUUCAAAAAUAACAAAUUAUUUUAUUUUCUUAGUCGCCUUGUACGAAACGGGUUAUAAUGUCAUGUUACUGUCUAGUUAUUUUAGUCAACAAAGUAUUUAUCCUUUAAAUGAAAAUUUUUUUCUUAACAGUUGAGAUGUGCUGUUUUUCGGAAGUUUAUUGCAUUUUUUAUAUUACUCUAGUUACCGAAGUUGUUUUUCCUUUGAAUGAAAACUCUGUUUUCUUAACAAUGAAGGUGUGCUGUUUGUUUGUCGGAAUAAAUAUGCAAAUAGUAUGUUCGUUCAUAGUA
Molecule: messenger RNA, 759 nt
Organism: Bactrocera tryoni
Lineage: Eukaryota; Metazoa; Arthropoda; Insecta; Diptera; Tephritidae
Product: NADH dehydrogenase [ubiquinone] 1 beta subcomplex subunit 2, mitochondrial-like
Exons: 4
Coding region: 98-388 (96 amino acids)
Cellular component (GO): mitochondrial inner membrane
Source: RefSeq, a predicted model, not a curated record